UUUUUUAUCUUUCUUCUUCUUCCCUCUUGAGCGCCCGUCUCCUCCUCUCGUUUUUCUGACGACCAGAGACCCCGCGCCGCGCCUCCUCGCCGUCGACUCCUCGCCGCAGCAGUUCGGCCUUCCUUUCCCUUCUCUCCGUUUCCAUUUCUUGUGAGCGCAAAAGUCACAACGAAGCCGCGACUUCAGCCCGAUCGAGACAGUCGCGUCUUCGUCCUUCUCUCCGAGCAACUCCGGCGACUAUCGCCGACAAGGAAUUAGGAAUUUCCUACGAGUUGGCUGAGGCUGUGCAAUCUUCUCCGCAGAGCUAUAAAAGAGGUGACGGUGCAAUUAUGGGCAUUGAUGAGACAACAGUAACUUUGGAACCUGAGCAGAGCAAUGGAGGGGGACUAUAUGUUCCUGGGAAGGAAAGAGUUGAAUUCAGAGCUCCUCCAAAGAAGUCCCUUUUAGGUUUAGAUGUCCUUGCAAUUGCGAAACGAGAAGGAUCUGAUGCAAAUGAUGUGUUCAAGGUCCCAAGAGAAAGAGUUACGUCUAUUGCAGCCUCUGUUGAUGACUCAGAACUUGAAUCUUCUGUUAUAGAUGAUGAAGGGGCCAGUGAAUCUAAUCGAAGUAGCAAUCAUUUAACUAGAAGAUAUCGUGAAACAACUAUUCAUGAGAUUUCUCGUGGAGAAAGUACUGUUCCUCGGAAAGCAACAACUAGUGCUACACAUGGGAGUCACUGCACGAGAGAAAAUAGGUCAUCAGAUGAUAUGACUAGAAAUGUUAGUAGCUCGUCCAAUAUCCAAUCUAGGAGUCCUAAGGGUGGGACAGAGGACCUCAAAAGCAUCAGAAAAGAUUUUAGGGAUGACUCCAGGAGAGAAAGCAGGAAGGUAAGGCACAGGCAUACUGUUAAUCGUGAAGAGCGGAGUCAUGGAAGGGAAGCACGUGGUUCGUAUGAAAGAGAAGAUAGUAGAGAUUAUGGCAGAAAAAGGGGUAGAUAUGAAGGUUCAAGUCGAACACCAGGCAGGUCUGACUGGGAUGAUGGGAGAUGGGAUUGGGAAGAAACACCUUAUCGGGAUAGUCACUCUAAUACCAACCGACAGCAUCGUUCUUCACCAUCUCCCAUGUUUGUUGGGGCCUCACCUGAUGCACGUUUAGUGUCCCCAUGGUUAGGUGGCCAUACACCUUCCUCUAUUGGUUCUACUGCUUCUCCAUGGGAUAAUAUUGCUCCUUCUCCAGUUCCAAUACGGGCCUCUGGAUCUUCAGCUAAGUCUUCAAGUUCUAGACAUGUUGUGAGGUCCCAUCAACAUUCUUUCUCCUCUGCAAGUUCGCGAUCAUCGGAGGAUGAGGGAUCAGAUAAACCGUAUUCAUCUGAAGAAAAAAAUAUUGAGAUUACUGAAAGUAUGCGCAUAGAGAUGGAGUAUAAUGCUGAUCGAGCAUGGUAUGACAGAGAAGAAGGUAACACAAUGUUUGAUGGUGAUAGCUCAUCAUUUUUCCUCGGGGAUGAAGCCUCAUUCCAGAAAAAAGAGGCAGAAUUGGCCAAAAGACUGGUUCGAAAAGAUGGCACUAGAAUGUCACUUGCGCAAAGCAAGAGGUUGUCUCAGCUGACUGCUGAUAAUGCCCAGUGGGAGGACAGACAGCUCUUGAGAUCUGGUGCUGUUAGGGGUACUGAAGUGCAGGCUGAUUUUGAUGAUGAGGAAGAACGAAAAGUGAUCCUUCUCGUACAUGAUACAAAACCCCCUUUUCUUGAUGGAAGAGUUGUUUAUACGAAACAAGCUGAGCCUAUUAUGCCCAUUAAAGAUCCCACCUCUGACAUGGCCAUUAUUUCGCGGAAAGGAUCUGCUCUAGUGAGAGAAAUUCAUGAAAAGCAAAGUAUGAACAAGUCACGCCAGCGUUUUUGGGAGCUCGCUGGAUCGAAACUUGGCAAUAUUCUUGGUGUUGAAAAGACUGCUGAACAGAUUGAUGCUGAUACUGCCACAGUAGGCGAAGAAGGCGAAGUGGAUUUUAGAGAAGAUGCCAAAUUUGCUCAGCAUUUGAAGAAGCAGGAGGCUGUGAGUGAUUUUGCAAAGACAAAAACCCUUGCGCAGCAACGUCAAUAUCUUCCCAUAUACUCAGUUCGUGAGGAUUUACUGCAGGUGGUCCGUGAAAAUCAGGUCAUUGUUGUUGUAGGAGAAACUGGUUCAGGAAAGAAAACUCAAUUGAUACAGUAUCUCCAUGAAGAUGUGUAUGCACAAAAUGGUAUAGUUGGUUGCAGACAACCAAGGAGUGUGGCAGCCAUGAGUGUCGCAAAUAGAGUUAGCGAGGUGAUGGAAACUGAAUUGGGAGAUAAAGGGUAUGCCAUUCGUUUUGAGGAUGUGACUGGGCCAAACACCAUAAUCAAGUAUAUGACAGAUGGAGUGCUUUUGCGUGAAACUCUAAAAGAUUCUGAUCUUGACAAGUAUAGGGUCAUAGUCAUGGAUGAAGCACAUGAAAGAUCUUUAAGCACAGAUGUGCUGUUUGGGAUAUUGAAGAAGGUAGUUGCACAGCGUCGUGACUUCAAGCUUAUAGUAACAUCUGCAACUCUAAAUGCUGAGAAAUUUUCCAAUUUCUUUGGGAGUGUACCGAUUUUCCACAUUCCAGGGAGAACAUUCCCUGUGAAUACUUUGUACAGUAAAAGUCCCUGUGAAGAUUAUGUUGAAGCUGCAGUGAAGCAAGCUAUGACCAUCCACAUUACCAGUGCACCAGGCGAUAUUCUGAUAUUUAUGACUGGCCAAGACGAAAUUGAAGCGGCCUGUUAUGCCCUUGCUGAGCGCAUGGAACAACUCAUCUCUUCCUCAAAUAAAGCAGUACCUAAGCUCUUGAUACUGCCUAUAUACUCCCAACUACCAGCUGAUUUGCAAGCAAAAAUAUUCCAAAAGGCGGAAGAUGGUGCCCGAAAAUGCAUUGUUGCCACCAACAUUGCUGAAACAUCGUUGACAGUUGAUGGAAUUUUUUAUGUCAUUGACACAGGGUAUGGUAAAAUGAAAGUUUACAAUCCUAAGUUUACAAUCCUAAUGGGUAUGGAUGCUCUCCAAGUUUUUCCUGUUAGCCGCGCUGCUGCUGAUCAGCAUGCUGGACGUGCGGGUAGAAAUGGCCCUGGUACAUGUUAUAGGCUUUAUACAGAAAGUGCUUACGUAAAUGAAAUGCUGCCAAGUCCAGUGCCAGAGAUCCAGAGGACCAACCUUGGUAAUGUGGUUUUGUUGCUGAAGUCUCUCAAAAUUGAUAACUUGCUAGAUUUUGAUUUCAUGGACCCACCUCCAUAGGAUAACAUCCUCAAUUCAAUGUAUCAGUUAUAGGUCCUGGGUGCACUUAACAAUGUUGGAGGUCUAACUGAUCUUGGCUGGAAAAUGGUGGAUUUCCCAUUAGACCCUCCACUUGCUAAGAUGCUGUUGAUUGGAGAACAGCUGGGAUGUAUAAAUGAGGUUUUGACGAUUGUGUCGAUGCUUUCAGUGCCAUCAGUGUUUUUUCGCCCCAAAGAUAGAGCAGAGGAAAGUGAUGCUGCAAGGGAGAAAUUUUUUGUUCCUGAAUCUGACCACUUAACUUUGCUUAAUGUUUACUUGCAAUGGAAAGAGCACCAGUAUCGGGGAGAUUGGUGUAAUGAUCAUUUUCUGCAUGUCAAAGGAUUACGGAAGGCUAGAGAAGUCAGAUCCCAGCUGCUGGAUAUUCUCAAAACUUUGAAAAUCCCAUUAACUUCUUGUGGGCAUGAUUGGGACGUUAUAAGGAAAGCAAUUUGUUCUGCAUAUUUCCACAAUGCAGCAAGGUUAAAGGGUGUUGGGGAAUAUGUCAAUUGCAGGAAUGGAAUGCCAUGCCAUCUUCACCCGAGUAGUGCGCUGUAUGGCUUAGGUUACACUCCUGAGUAUGUGGUCUAUCAUGAAUUGAUUUUGACAACGAAAGAGUACAUGCAAUGUGCCACUGCGGUGGAGCCUCAGUGGCUGGCUGAGCUGGGGCCAAUGUUCUUUUCCGUGAAGGACUCAGAUACAUCCAUGUUGGAGCAUAAGAAAAGGCAGAAAGAAGAAAAAACUGCAAUGGAAGAGGAAAUGGAAAAUUUGAGGAAGGAGCAAGCAGAGGUAGAGAGGGAAAGCAAGGAAAAAGAGAGGCAAAAGAGGGCAAAGCAACAGCAGCAAGUGUCAAUGCCAGGGAUGCGACAAGGCACUUCCACUUACCUGAGACCCAAAAAGCUCGGUUUGUGAAUGUUAACUAGGGCUGUUCACAUCGCUUAUUCGGGUUACCAGUGUAAGAGAUGCAAAAAGCUGACAGAGCACUAAACAUGUUAGAGAUGAAUCUGUUGGUGACCUGGAUAGAAAAUUUAAAAUGUUCCAACUGGUUCCAAAACAACCCAAAUUGAACCGCACUAACCAGGAUGUAUUUAUCUGUUGAAUGUUAUUAACAUCUACCUACUAUAACAGAUGUUGUGCAAGGGGGAGGAAAAUCAUUAGCUGAUAUAAAUUUCUUUUUUUCUUUUAAUGUAAAUAUGUAGCCAUAAUAUUGAAGUGCUCGAGUGAGGGUCGGAUAAUUUAUUGCCUUGUACAGUAGCAGAAACUGUGCGUUGCAGGUAAGGAUAUUAGGUGGUGUUUUGAUGGGAUUUACACGGCUGCCUUUUGGUACGACGGAGCGCCUAGAUGUCUUAUGAGAUGCAAACAAGACGCUAGUGGAGAAAAAAAGAAUAUAAUUCUAUUGAUUCAGCAACUUAUCUAUGAUAUUUUCAUUUUUGAUACUUUUUUAUUUUCUGCCAAAUAACCAUCAGUUUUUUGUAUCACUGAAUUAAUUCUUGAUUUAACUUUUAGUUUAAGCUCAUUAGCAAUAA
This is a messenger RNA of Jatropha curcas, 4798 nucleotides long. The record is from RefSeq and is a predicted model, not a curated record. Lineage: Eukaryota; Viridiplantae; Streptophyta; Magnoliopsida; Malpighiales; Euphorbiaceae.